UGUCUUCGCGUGCGCUGUUGGCUCGGACGUGCGAAGGAGCCCGUGAUCAUGCGCACUUUCCUCGCCGUCCGAGCCCUGGAGCGUCGCGAGCGAGAAGACCGCCGGCAGCAAGUCCAGCAACGAGGCCAAGAGCAACUCGACGCAGUGCGCGAGGAGCAGGAUCGAGUGAGAGAGGUCACUUUCGACUGGGCGGUGCUACUGGACGUACUGAGCCAUUUGGUCGCGCACUCGCUACUGGGCUCGUUCCAGGCGUUCGCCCCGCUCUCACAGCGCCUGAGCGCGGAGACGCAGCAGAGCAUGGACGCCAUAUUCGGUGACCAGUAUCGCGCGGUGCUACAGCGCGGGGAACUCCUGGGGAUCGACGCGGCGGCGCUGCAGCCCAGCUCGCGCUUUCGGUCCUGGGCUGCGAUGGUCCAGUGGAGCAAC
Phytophthora sojae is the source of this 426-nucleotide messenger RNA. RefSeq lists its product as hypothetical. The transcript has 2 exons. The record is from RefSeq and is a predicted model, not a curated record. The annotation marks the transcript as partial. NCBI's taxonomy places the organism in Eukaryota, Oomycota, Peronosporomycetes, Peronosporales, Peronosporaceae.